UUUGAAAUUUUCAGUAACACAGAGUUGGUUUCAUUUUUAUUUUUUUGCACAAACAAUCAGAUGUUUUUGUUUUCAAUAAAUUUCACUUGUUGAUAAAUUAAUAAAAUUUCCACCAGCAAAAUGUUGAAGAUUAUAACUAAGUUAAAUAAGCCACAAACUGUGCCACAAAUUUUCAAUGCUGCCCUGCAUAUUUCCAGCACCAGAGAAGCCGCACAAACCUACACCGAAGUUACACAAUCUAAUGGUAUACGUGAGAUAUGUUUAAAUGAACCCAAGACACGUAAUUCCUUGUCCAUGGGUAUGAUGAACUCCAUAUUGGAGGCUCUAACCAGUGACUGGCAAAAUAAGGAAUUACGUUGUAUUGUCUUAAGUGCCAAAGGACCGGUAUGGUCGGCGGGCCACAAUCUAAAAGAACUUAUACCUGGCAGUGAACAGAAUUGUCAGAAGGAGGUAUUCCAAAAGUUAAGUGAUAUAAUUUUAAAUAUAUACAAAGCACCAGUACCGGUUAUAGCCAAGGUUAAUGGUUUGGCGGCAGCAGCCGGUUGUCAAUUAGUGGCUUCUUGUGACAUUAUUAUUGCUUCGGAAAAGAGUAAUUUUUCUACGCCAGGCGCCAAUUUUGGGGUAUUUUGUUCUACUCCAGGCAUUGCUAUAUCGCGCGUUAUGGCCAGGCCCCAAUCAGCUUAUAUGCUAAUGACCGGUUUACCCAUAACGGCUAAAGAAGCCUUUACGGCCGGUCUCGUCAGCCGUGUGGUACCCGAGGCCGAAUUGGAAACUGAAAUGCAAAAAGUCACUGAUGCUAUUAAGCAUAAAAGUCGUACUGUUAUUGCUUUGGGCAAGGAAUUUUACUACAAACAACUGAAUUUGUCCAUAGAAGAUGCUUAUAAAUUGGGAUCUGAAAAAAUGUUGGAAAAUCUUAGUUUAAAUGAUUGUCAAGAGGGCCUUCGUAGUUUUGUGGAAAAACGUAAAGCCCAAUGGAAACACGAAUAAAUAAAAUUAUGAACGAUUUGCAACUUUCUAAAGGAACAUAUUUUUGCAAAUUUUCAGUUUACUACAGAUUUGUCAAAGUGCAUUUAUAUAGUUUUUAUUUAAAAUAAUGUAAAAAGAAAUAUAUGUAUAUGUAAAUAAAGUUUUUAAAUAUUUUGUAAAUUUUAA
Molecule: messenger RNA, 1152 nt
Organism: Lucilia cuprina (Australian sheep blowfly)
Lineage: Eukaryota; Metazoa; Arthropoda; Insecta; Diptera; Calliphoridae
Product: enoyl-CoA hydratase domain-containing protein 3, mitochondrial
Exons: 5
Coding region: 121-987 (288 amino acids)
Cellular component (GO): mitochondrion
Molecular function (GO): hydro-lyase activity
Source: RefSeq, a predicted model, not a curated record